UAGAUAUUAGAACCGUGGAGGAUCAUGCGAACCGACAACAAUGGACUCGCCCGAGACACUUUCACAGGCGCCUCCACUAGUAUAGAGAUUCGAAGCCCAGACGAUGUAACAGGACUGGAGAGGAUCAUGCUCGUUGCACAAGGUGACUUGCAACGACAUCUCAGUGCUUUCUUCGCUCGUACCAUCACUAUCGAAUGCAUCUAUACAGAUACGGGACCUCGCGGGACUGGUGCAUCUCCAGCGAAUCCGAUCAAGCAGGCACGCCAAGUACACCUGAAAUGCGGCUCCAAAACUCUGUGUAUCGCGACCUCUUCAGUUACUGUAACCUCACCCGAGUGUGAGCGAUUGCUCCUGGAUGAGAAAUUCGCCCUCGGCCAAAUCUUCAGGCAUCUCCGAGUCUACCCAGAAUUCUCUCUCCUCGACGUCGGCGCUCAGGUCGCUAAUGGUACAAGGGAGCUCCGUCGGACCUACCAGCUUGAGACAGAAGGCAUCAAGUGCGAGAUCGUGGAAGUGUUCCCAGACCGGGACAUGUUCGACUUGGGCGAAGCCUGGCUCGACAGGGACUGCUAACAAGGAUUGUCCCUAGGCGCAGCCAGGCAGACAAUCGUCGAUGGCUUCUCUACACCGGAGUAACACGACCGGGAAAACGUGCGCGGAUUGGACAAGCUAUAUACCAUUCUAUCUACCUUACGGACCACAGUUAUGAACAGCCGAUGGUCGCGCGACUUCCUAUGUACAUACACGCGCGAGGUCUUGCAUAGAACGGCAGACCCUGUGUCUUCACAUAGAAUCGACAUGGACUGCAUCGGUCAAAUGCCUGGCACCACGUAACACAACCUUCGGCCGCACCCGGUGCACACCUGCU
Messenger RNA from Dichomitus squalens LYAD-421 SS1, 865 nucleotides. RefSeq lists its product as uncharacterized. The record is from RefSeq and is a predicted model, not a curated record. Bases 25 to 570 code for a protein of 181 amino acids. NCBI's taxonomy places the organism in Eukaryota, Fungi, Basidiomycota, Agaricomycetes, Polyporales, Polyporaceae. The transcript is spliced from 3 exons.